AUUUUUAAAAGCCGUCUAGCUUUUGAGCGAGUUCCUCCCGAUCAGCACUACUGUAGUCAAAGCCUGCCAAAAGGGGGGAAACGUAUAAAGCCCGUGCUAAAACUGCUGGGGGCAGACCAACACCGCAGAAUGGAUCAAGAAGGAGAAUCGAAUGAUCGAUUGAUCAUUCGAUUCUCCUUUGUGAACCAGUUGAACGUUCUUCUUGUUCGUCUUCAAAAUCCCACGAGCGAGCCUGUACCGGUUCUUGCAAUGUGUGACCAAAAACUAACACCGAGCAAACCGUAACCACCACCACCACCAUCUCCAGCAGCUUCCCGCUGGAUGAAUGAAUAGUGGAGGAGCAAGACCCAAGCAAGCAAGGGUGAGAUUCCGAGACAAUACUUCGUGACGCAGAAAGGAUCAUAAAAAUCAACGACAAAACAAACAACACAACAAACAACACAACACAAUGAUUUCCUCUAAUACCAUUUCUGUGCUUUUCUUCGCGUUGGCUGCUCUGUCUACAUCGGUUCAGGGUAACGGCAACAGUAAACUUGGAUAUGAAUGCUGGCAAGAAAUAAGGGCUUUGAACCAAAACCAAGAGCUUGAAGAUGCCUUUGAUGAUCUCCUAGUAGAUGAUCUGGAAGAUGACUAUGAUGAGAGUUGCAAAGACAAGAAAGUGUGGGACAUUGGUUGCUACAUGGACUUUAAGAAACAUCACGAGGCUUUCGAUGUUGCAUGUGACAAGGCAGGAGGAAAGAUCUAUGAUCAAAAUGUUGGUCUCAAUUGCAGCUAUACCAAGCUUCUCAAGUUCGAUAUGGAUAUCCCAUUGGGUAAGAUACCCAUCUGCCUGGGACAGUCCUGCAACGUCACAGAAUUCGUAGCCAGCGAUUUGGACAAGAAUAGACGUGUGCAAGAUUUCCUGGAAGAGCUCUCCUUUGACAACUGUGAAGGGACGUUGGAGUCUGGUGCCAUUAGCACCAUUAUGGGUGGUGCGCUACUAGCUACCAUUGCAAGUGUUGGCGUGCUCAUGUUGUAGACGCUGGUAGGAACAAUAGUAAUCAUACAUAUAGAAGAGAAAAGAG
This is a messenger RNA of Seminavis robusta, 1064 nucleotides long. NCBI's taxonomy places the organism in Eukaryota, Bacillariophyta, Bacillariophyceae, Naviculales, Naviculaceae. The record is from the annotation of a GenBank genome assembly.